Apis mellifera (honey bee) is the source of this 1788-nucleotide messenger RNA. RefSeq lists its product as uncharacterized. NCBI's taxonomy places the organism in Eukaryota, Metazoa, Arthropoda, Insecta, Hymenoptera, Apidae. The coding region runs from base 182 to 1306 and encodes 374 amino acids. The record is from RefSeq and is a predicted model, not a curated record. Gene Ontology annotation, cellular component: extracellular region. The transcript is spliced from 6 exons.
UGCGCAUGAGUAAGUAAAACCAGAUAACCUCAGAGAUGCAAAGAUAAUUUCUGUAAAAUAUGGAAGGAAUGAAAACCUAUAGAUGAGAUGAAACGAGAUGGUUGAAAGUGGAACCUUAGCAGUUGAUAGUAAACAGUUGGUAAUUGCGGUAAAUUGCAGGAAAUUCUCUAAUUAACUUGUUAUGGAGUUACGCGAAAUGAAUCGUACUUUUGAUGCAGAAGAAACUACAGAACUUUUAUCGCCAUCUCAUCGCGAUAACAUGGAAAUUGAAAGUUAUUUUAUCGGAUACGCUAUUCAAAAAGAAAUAAUAAAUCGCAAUCGAUGUCCUGCAAGUCGCCGUUUACUUAGUCAAACGGCUCAUUUAGCGGAUUUUAAUCUUACUAAUGGUAAUCAGAAGGAUAUUGGUAUUAGUAUGAUUCAUACUUCGAAUGCAAAUUGGCCACCUUCUAGAAAAAGAGAAGAAGCAAAAGCAUUGGAAAAUCUUAGAAAAAGAGUGGAACAAUCGAAAUUAUACAAAACAAAUCGAAUUUCAGAUACUUGUGGAUCAAUUUCUGUUUCUUCGGUUUUGAAUAAUGAUCAAAUUCAACAGCUUGGUAAUCGACCGAAAUUAUUAAAAAAGAUUCUGAGUAACAGGCCAAUGAGUAUCGCACAUGAUAGUAAUGAUUUGGAGACUAAGUGGCGAGAUAGCGAAUUUAUAACGGAAUGUUUAUGUUGGCAUAAUGUUUAUCGGCAAAGACAUAAUGCACCACCUUUAACAAUAUUGUCGCAGUUGUGUGAGUACGCGCAAACAUGGGCCAAUCAUUUAGCGCAUACGAACACAUUUUAUUAUAGAAAUGAUCGAGAAGUAGGACAAAAUCUAUACUGUCGACCUGGUGGUGCUAUUCCUUCUGAUGUAACUGGACAAGAUGUUACAUCAUAUUGGUAUUCAGCGGUAAAGCAAUAUGAUUUUUUAAAGGAACCAGAUAUUCUCCAUGCUAAUGUAAAUGCAGGUCAUUUUACGCAAUUAAUUUGGACAAAUAGUCGUUAUUUUGGAGUUGGAAAAGCUCGCAGUAGAAGCGGAAAAAUCAUCGUAGUAGCUAAUUAUCAACCAGUUGGUAAUAUAUCUGGUCAGUUCCAAAAUAAUGUAUUACCUCCUUUACCUGAAAAUGUAAAUAUCGCUUUAUCGUCUCAACGACAAUUAUUUCCAAAAGUUUUUCGCGAACAUUAUGUUGCAUCCGAUUUACCACCUCUAGCAUCAUCUUCGAUACCGCUUUCGAAUAGGAUAUCAACAGAUAGUAAUCGUUCUUCCAUUAGUUCUACGCAAUAAUAUAGACGUCCAAAUUGUUUUUUUUGCGUUUGUACACGUGGAUGGGAUGAGCGAUAAUCAAAUUUAAUAAUUUAAUAUUUUCUUUUUCUUAUUUUAUUCAAGUUGAUUAAAACAGUAAAAAUUUAUGUAACAUAAUAAUAAAUACAAAACAAAAGAGAACUAAAAUAUGUUUGCAAAAAUGCAAAUAGUUAUGAAAUAGAAUAAAAUAUAUCUAAAAUCUAAAUUAAUAACUAUUUCAUCGUUUAUAGCAAUAUUUAUUUAUCUUGUUCACUUAUUCGAGAAAUGAAAGGAAAAUAACAUAAAAAAAGAAAAAAUGUCUUAAAUUGUUUUUUUUUUUUAAUUUAUUUUAAGAUAACUAAUAUAUAGUGUUAGCCAUAUAUGAAUGCCUAAGUAUCUUGACUGAUUCAUAUAAAAAUUGGCAAAAUCUGAUAUUUGAUAAAUAUCAAUGGUAACAGAUAAAAAAAAAUAAUUAUUUAGAAAAC